ACGAGGAUUCAUGCACAUCUCAACCGCCCGGAAAAAAAGAAGUUUGAAAACCAAAUCACCGAGGAUGGUGUUUAUGCCAUUCGAAAUGUGCAUGUUCACGACAACUAUCAAAGUUUGAAAACAACCGCACAUGAUAAGCUCUUGGGUUUUUUCAGAGAUACUGAAGUGAAAACUUUGAAUCGGAGUGAUUUUCCACGGAUCAUGUUUGAUUUAAAACCAUUUCGAGUUCUUCAAAGCCAACCAUGUUUGAAUGAUCAAGUUUUGAUUGACGUGAUUGGAAAGAUUGUUGCCCGAACUAAGCCCUGUCCCUACUGGAUUGUUCGUAAGAUUGCUUCAAUGAAUGAUUCGGGCACUGGUGCUAUUUGGGAUGCACCGACUGCAACAAAAAGGUUCAAGUUCAAUGUUCGGGUCUAUGAUUCCACCAGUCAUGCUUCAUUCAUCCUUUGGGAUAGGGAGUGCAAGGGAAUUUUAGGUGCAAGUGCUUUUGUGCUCAGGGAAAUUAUGCUUGAGAAAAAUAUGGACCAAAAUUUCCUUCCGAUAGAGCUUAAUCGUUUGCUAGGUGUACGUGGGUUGUUUCACGUCAUUUUGAAAGCCGAACUUGGGAGUCCAUACUGGAGUGGACCAAGAGCCUUUGGAGUUAGAUCGUUGGUCACGGAUGCAAAGAUAAUGAGCAGAUUUAAAGAGUUUCUUGAGUGUGAAGAGGAAGGAUUUGAUGAAGAAAGUGAGGGUCUAUGGGCAUCUCUUGAGGAUUUAAGUGAGAAGGUUCAUGAAGUGAUUGCCUCGAAUGACCCCAGCUCCAGCCAGAGUGUGAACCAGAAGCAUAGAAGGAUUGAUGACUUGGACAAGACUGACUCGGUGAAAAGAGAGCUUUUUGAUGACAUGUCAACAACUCAAUGCAAGAAAAGCAAGAAGGAUAAUCCAAGCCAGUGAACAUCGAUCAACUGUUAUGUGUUUAUUCAUCAAAUGAACCGCCUCUGUUUUUUUGUUGUUGUUUUUUAUUUCGUUGGUGGUCUGCAUUUCCUAGGCAACCGUCCUAGAGUACUUUAAAUGUUUGUUUCUAUGAACCGCCUCUGUUUUUUGUUUUUUUUUGUUAUUUCGUAGGUGGUCUACUUUUCCUAGGCGACGUCAUAAAGUGUUACAAAUGUU
Molecule: messenger RNA, 1146 nt
Organism: Cuscuta campestris
Lineage: Eukaryota; Viridiplantae; Streptophyta; Magnoliopsida; Solanales; Convolvulaceae
Source: the annotation of a GenBank genome assembly